AUGGCCUUUGACGAAGGCCAGGAAUUUGAGUUCCUCACUGCUCUCUCCGAAGACGACUAUCCCAAGCAGGAGACCAUGUCUGGCCUUCAGCCCGAGCCCGCUCAGCACGUGAACUUCAAUGCUGAUGCGCUCUCUGUCGACCAAGUCUACUGUCAGAUGUCCUCAGAAUUGCCCGCGGGCGGUUCGGUCAGUCCACAGGCGGGCUGCGGCACUCCCAGUGCAUCCAAUGCUCUUUAG
Molecule: messenger RNA, 237 nt
Organism: Colletotrichum tamarilloi
Lineage: Eukaryota; Fungi; Ascomycota; Sordariomycetes; Glomerellales; Glomerellaceae
Exons: 1
Coding region: 1-237 (78 amino acids)
Source: RefSeq, a predicted model, not a curated record